Molecule: messenger RNA, 1788 nt
Organism: Melitaea cinxia (Glanville fritillary)
Lineage: Eukaryota; Metazoa; Arthropoda; Insecta; Lepidoptera; Nymphalidae
Product: organic cation transporter protein-like
Exons: 1
Coding region: 1-1530 (509 amino acids)
Biological process (GO): transmembrane transport
Cellular component (GO): membrane
Molecular function (GO): transmembrane transporter activity
Source: RefSeq, a predicted model, not a curated record
AUGAACUUUUUCAGGUGCUGGAUAGAAGGAAUUGACACCAACGAAGUUGCAGCUGCCUGGAAUUCUUCAGAAAUAUUAGCAGCAAUACCUAAAUCAGCCACAGGCGGUCUUCACAAUUGUUUAAUGUAUAAUGAUUUUAACGAAACAACUACAUGUGAUAGAUGGGUUUUCGAUACAACGUACAGGACGUCAUCUCGUGCAAUUGAUUGGAAUCUUGUAUGUAACCAAAGAUGGAAAGCAGCUUUAGCUCAAACCGUGUAUAUGUUAGGUGUAUUCACUGGAGCCGUAUAUCUCGGAAGAUUAGCAGAUAAAGUUGGCAGAAAAACAGUGUUUUGUUGGUCAGGCGCUCUUCAGUUAAUUCUAGGAGUAACGGUUUCCUUUAUUCCCGAAUAUUGGUCAUUUUUAGUUGUGACAUUUUUUUAUGCAAUCUUUGGUUCUGCCGGUGCAUAUAUUCCAGCAUUUGUUCUGACUAUGGAACUUGUCGGACCAAGCAAGAGAACCGCUUGCGGAAUAUCUUUUCAAUGUGCCUUUGCAGUUGGUAUAAUGUUAGUAGCUGGAUGGGGAGCACUAAUAGACGACAGAAAAAUCCUCCAAGCUGUUUAUGGCUUACACGGUUUACUUCUUAUACCUCAUAUUUGGAUAAUGGACGAAUCACCGCGAUGGCUAUGGGCCCAAGGAAGGCCGAAAGAAGCGGUAGAUAUUGUCCAAAAAGCUUUAAAAUUCAACAAAUCUGAUGAAGUACUAGAUAGAGCUGUUCUUGUUUCUAAAGGAAAAAUUGAAUCAUCUAAAACAACUGAAGAGCCAUCAGUGAGCACUUUAGAUCUGUUUAAAACACCUAAUUUACGAAACAAAACUCUUAAUAUUUGUUUGUGUUACUUCGCAAAUUCUUUGGUUUAUUAUGGACUAACACUUAGUACCGGUAAAUUAGAAGGCAAUCCUUACCUCAUUACGGCUGUCUUUGGUUUAGUAGAAUUUCCUAGUUAUGCCGCUGUUAUGUAUUUUCUUGACAUUUGGGGUCGGAGACUACUUAUGACCUCUAUGAUGAUAGUUGGUGGUACCGCAUGUAUUAUAGCUGCUUUUAUGCCACCUGGAACUAUUAUAUCUACGAUAAUCGUUAUAGCAGGGAAGCUAUUUAUUGCUGGUUCUUUCGCUAUAAUAUAUAACUAUUCUGCAGAAUUAUUCCCUACCGUAGUUCGUAACACAGGAAUUGGUUUAGGUGCAAUGUGUGCCAGGUUGUCCGGAGCAUUAACACCUUUAAUUACGUUACUUGAUUCAUUCGAUCCUAAAAUUCCCUCAGUCAUAUUCGGAUUAGUGGCUCUUGUAUCCGGAUUCUUAUGUUGUUUUCUACCCGAAACUAUGAAUCAACCGAUGCCGCAAUCUAUAUCUGAUGGAGAAAAUUAUGGUAAAGGGGACACAUGCUUUACGAGUUGUUUAGGCAAAAAAGAAAAUGAUGAACCUUAUACCGAUGAGGAUAAAGCCGCUGCCGCUGAAUCGAUGGUACCUUUAGAUGAUAUAAAUAAAAAAGUUUGAGUGUUGUAACAUAUACUACGUUUACGUUGUUAUAAAAAAAAGGAGAAGAAUUAGGUAGGUAAAAAAAUAAUCCGUCCAAUGGAUAGAACUGCCAAGUAUGCAGACGCACUGGUUACAGUAGCAAUGGUUUAAGUGUUAGUAAUGGAACUAAAAAGACAAUAACAAAUAUUUUAAAGCACAAUUGUCAUUAAUAUAGUAAGAUAAUAUCAUAUAUUACAUAUACAGGUAUUUUUAUGAAUACAUCUUACACAUUUUUAA